AAUUUACUUAAAACACAGAUCAAUUUUCCUAAUGCACACACAAAUAUUUAUAAUUUAAUUCAAAAAUAGCAUUCAAUAUACACUAGGAUUGUGAAUAUACACUUACAGACGUCUUUGGAAGCAGAGGACUGUUCAUAUGCCUUUAUAUCCUAGCACUCCACGAAGAAUUCCCUCUGCAUCCUCCAAUAUCUAUCCAUGUCUCUUGGUCUUCAUGCUGGAUAUUCAUCUUCUACCACGCUUCUAGAUAAAAGGCAGAAAUUUUCUAUUUUGCAGGUGCUCAAAGGGAGAAGAUCUCUCAGAGGCUCAAAGCUCAAACGUUCAACUCUAACUCCCAGUUUUACCUCAAGCCUCCAGCCCAAGCUUCCAUCUCAAGUUCAAUCAUCCAGCUCAAGCUCCAAGCUCCAAGCUCCAAGCUCAAACUCCUGCUCUCAGCUCAUCAAGCAUUCACGGGUGUCUUUUAAUGCAGCCAUAUUAUGAGCUAAGUUUUAGCUCCUGUGGUGGACCUUCAAGAUAGAGCUGCUGUAGCAGACGCAACAUUCUCAUGGGAAGGCUUGGGACUAUUUUUCCUGGCCUAUCUUCUCUACUCUUCUUGCUGACUUUUGGCCUUCGUUGGUCGCUCUUUCUCACUUCAAUCUCAUCUUUUUUGCGUUUCAUGGUGCUGAUCUGUUGGUUUCUUUACCAUGUUCAUGUGUUGCUUUUAUGGAGGAUGGAUGACUCUUCCUCUCUUGCUUUCCUACAUCUGGAUUCUGUUGGAGGGGAUGUCCAUGUUGUUUGUUCCCCGAUGUAGCCUCUUAUGCUGACUGUUGAUUGGCUUGCUGGGCUGCAUUAGGGUGAUUUAAUUCUUAUUUGGAGCCUCUUCAGCUUACUGUUGCAGCUGGGGUUUUGACCCAACUGGUUCAUUUCUUUUGGAUUGCAUAUGGUGGAUACCUUCAAUCAGGACAUCCUAUGGACUUGUGUUUUAGGUGUUUGGAUUUUUGGGUAUGUACAUUUAGGUGUUCCCCUCGUAUA
Molecule: messenger RNA, 1008 nt
Organism: Ilex paraguariensis (yerba mate)
Lineage: Eukaryota; Viridiplantae; Streptophyta; Magnoliopsida; Aquifoliales; Aquifoliaceae
Source: the annotation of a GenBank genome assembly